UGUUUGUCCCCCGCGCCGCCACCAACAGCAUCGCCCUCGGGAUCCCACCCGAACCAACCCACGCGCAGCCAGCCAUCUUCCCAGAUCCUCAUCGUUUUCCCCGUCCACCCAAUCCACCCAGCCUCUGAUCCAUCCGUUUGUGACCGCCGGAUGGAGAUCCAAUGGCCACCAAAGCGCCCGAGCCUCCCACAGUGCUCGAUUCAGAUCGGAUCGAGGCCUCCAUGAGCGCAGCCCCGAGCUUCCGAUCGAGUCCCCUCCGCUGCCUCGUCCACGUCAAAGCCUGCCAGAUCGCCGAACCACCGCCUCUGCUGUGUCGCUGCAACAGGAGACGACCACCAUGGCAGCCCGAGGCAUGGAGCUUCGCCGCGACAGCGACCUCCAUGGACCCCGACCGCCGACUCGGAGUUCCUCGCCGCCAAGCUUUGACCUGCUCGGAGCCGUUCCCCAGGUCGUCGGACCUCCCUGCAAGCUCUGUCGCCGCCAUCAAACCUGCUACCCCUGCACGCGCGGUCCCUGUUCGUUGCCAGCUUCACCCUGCCUCUGCUUCGAGUGCGCGGUCGCCGCCUUGGAGAACCGAGCCCCUGCGUCGAUCUGGCGCUCGCCAUCAAGCCUGCCGUCGCCAAGUCCCACGUCGCCGGCAGCCAUGUCCGCCGUCCGCCGCUCUGUACCUCACGCCCCCGUUGCUGUUUCUGCUUUUCAGAGACGAGGGCAGCAGCGCUCGCCUGCUCAUACGUGUUGACCGCCACACCGCGCCUGGGCUGCUUUCCCUCAAGCGCCAGCAGGCCCAAUCCCCUCCACUGAGCCGGGCCACGGCCCAUGGGUGAGCCGCCCCCUCUCCUGUGCACCUUGGGCCCAGCAAUUUUGUCCUGCUUCUGUUUUUUUUCCUUUCAGCGUUUUUCUUUUUUUCCAGAGGAGAGCAGUUUUGCAGAAAACCCCCUGCUGUUCAUGCAUUUAAUAACUCUCAAACCGUGCAUCCAAAUUAAACAAACUUAAUAUGAAACUUGCUUAGAAUUUCAACUAGUUUAAUAAUAUGCAACUUUCAUCCAUGUUAAAAAUGUUUAAACUGCUGUUUGUGUAAUUUUUCUCCUAUGUCAUGCUAAAAUGCUUUAUUUCAUAACUAAAUAACCGUAACUCCGAAUUUAAUAAACUUUAUAUGUAAAUGGGGUAGAAAAAUGCCUAGAUUUACUUGGUGCACUCAUCUUGCAUGCUUAGCAACUCUAAAAUUGUGUUUAGACCAGAACAGUACCAAACCUAAUAUAUGCACAUGAGGAGUUUCCGGACUUGUUGUCUUCUUGUUCCGACCUUAUUUAAACUUGCCUAGAUAGAUAGUUUCAGUAUGCUUCAUCUCUUGCCAUGUUUAACAACAUUUAAUAUUGUUGGGUACAUAAACAAGAUCGAAACUAAACAACUUGAAUGUGGUGUUUCUUUAAUAUGCAACUUGUUGCAUAUUGAGCUCCACUUAACUUGUAGUUUUGCUUGUGCACUUUGCCAUGCCAUGCCUCAUUAAACCGGACAUGCAUCAUACCUGAUUGUGCAUCAUGCCAUGUUAUGCUUGGUUGUUUACCUUGUUAUUUGCUUUUUUCCGGUGUUACUUCUUCGGGUUGGUUCCGAUAACGUCGCGUUUGUGAGGAUAUGUUCAACUUCGCCCGUUUGUCUUCUUCAUGGACUCGUUCUUCUUCCUUGCGGGAUUUCAGGCAAGAUGA
Triticum aestivum (bread wheat) is the source of this 1703-nucleotide messenger RNA. RefSeq lists its product as uncharacterized. The coding region runs from base 162 to 824 and encodes 220 amino acids. The transcript is spliced from 2 exons. The record is from RefSeq and is a predicted model, not a curated record. NCBI's taxonomy places the organism in Eukaryota, Viridiplantae, Streptophyta, Magnoliopsida, Poales, Poaceae.